Messenger RNA from Pediculus humanus corporis (human body louse), 1779 nucleotides. Its product is annotated as WD-repeat protein, putative. The transcript has 8 exons. The record is from RefSeq and is a predicted model, not a curated record. Gene Ontology annotation, molecular function: protein binding. Gene Ontology annotation, cellular component: GID complex. Bases 1 to 1779 code for a protein of 592 amino acids. Gene Ontology annotation, biological process: proteasome-mediated ubiquitin-dependent protein catabolic process. Lineage: Eukaryota; Metazoa; Arthropoda; Insecta; Psocodea; Pediculidae.
AUGCAGCAAGCAGCGAAUGGCUGCUCUCCGCAGCAAAAUGGAACUUCUGAAAGUCGUCAAGGGAUCACUCAAAAUGGAACAGACGAUUGUGUUAUCAACGGUGACGUCAAUGGGGAAAUCAUACCCAAAACUAUGGACAAAACAAAUCAAGAGAUUGUUAGAUUGGUUGGACAGUAUUUGAAAAGUGUAGGAUUAAAUCAAACUGCAGAAUUUUUAAUGCAAGAGUCAGGAUGUCGUUUAGAUCACCCUGCUGCUGCCAAGUUUCGUCAACAUGUUAUGGAUGGAGACUGGAGUAAAGCUGAUAGUGAUUUAAAUGAAUUAAAAUCACUUUUAGAGCCAUCUUCAAACCAAACAAUGCAAAAUAAUCAGCCUCUAAAUUUAUAUGAAGAAAUGAAAUUUUUGCUAUUAGAACAAAAAUAUUUGGAGUAUUUAGAGGAUGGAAAGGUUUUGGAUGCACUUCAUGUAUUAAGAAAUGAAUUAACUCCAUUACAACAUAAUACUUCUAGAGUUCACGAGCUUAGUUCGUACAUGAUGUGCAACGGAAGAGAGGAACUUCACGCUUUAGCUCAUUGGCAGGGCAAAGGAACAAAGAGUAGAACAUUGUUGAUGGACAAAUUACAAACUUUUCUCCCUCCUACUAUUAUGCUUCCUCCUAGAAGGUUGCAUAAUUUAUUGAUUCAAGCGGUUGAUGUUCAAAAACAAAAUUGUCCUUAUCAUAACACUAAGUCUGAAGGUGGUGUGAUCGAUGUUACAUUACUCGUAGAUCAUUUGUGUUCCAAAGAGCAAUUUCCAUGUGAAACAUCACAAAUUCUAAAUGAUCAUUGUGAUGAAGUGUGGUUCUGCAGAUUUUCACCAGAUGGCCUUAAACUAGCCACUGGAUCUAAAGAUACAACUGUUAUUAUUUGGGAUGUAGACCCUGAAUCUCUUCAAGUAACUCAUAGAAGAACAUUAGAAGGACAUGGUUACGGAGUGGCUUAUUUAGCUUGGUCUCCCGAUAGUACUCACCUUAUUGCAUGUGGACCAGAAGAUUGCCCAGAAUUAUGGAUUUGGAAUAUAGAAUCUGAUGAGCUCAGAGUUAAAGUUUCUCAUUCUCCAGAAGAUUCAUUAACUUCUUGCUCAUGGCAUAAAGACGGGAAAAAAUUCGUCACAGGCGGAAUUAGAGGUCAAUUUUAUCAAUUCGAUUUAGAAGGUAACAUAUUAGAUUCUUGGGAAGGAGUUCGAGUGAAUUGCUUGUGGUGUCGUAGUGAUGGAAAAACAGUUCUUGCAGCUGAUACUCAUCAAAGAAUUAGAGGAUACAAUUUUGAUAUGCUCUCUGAUACCAACAUAUUACAAGAAGAUCAUCCUGUAAUGACAUUCACGGUAAAUGCUGCUGAUAGAUUAGCUUUGCUUAACGUUGCCACUCAAAGCGUCCAUUUGUGGGAUUUGGAAGACAAAUGUUUGGUUCGUAAAUUUCAAGGAGUUACCCAAGGACAUUUUACAAUACAUAGUUGUUUCGGAGGAGUAAAUCAGGAUUUUGUAGCGUCUGGGAGUGAGGAUAACAAGGUUUAUAUAUGGCAUUUAAAAAGAGAAUUACCAAUAGCAAUAUUAAAUGGUCAUACGAGAACCGUUAAUUGCGUGUCUUGGAAUCCCGUUUACCAUCAGUUAAUGGCUUCCGUUUCCGAUGAUGGUACCAUUCGCAUAUGGGCUCCCGCUCAAAAAUAUAGAUCCCCGACUAACAAAAACAGUUAUGUAUUCAAAAAAAAUAAUAAUAAAUUUUUUUUAAUAAAUAUUUAUUGUUAA